UCUAUGCAUUGUCAGCUUGUAGACUUGCAUUGCUAGUGCAGUGGAGUUUUCCUUGCUGUAAUGUGUGUGUGUGUGUGUGUGUGUGUGUGUGUUUCAGGUGGUGUUGGUGUUUGCCCUCAGCAUCGGCGCUCUGGUGAUUUACUUCAUCGACUCCUCUGAUCCCAUUGAGUCCUGUCAGCAUUUCGACAAGGACUUCACCCUGCAGAUCGACAUGGCCUUCAACGUCUUCUUCUUGCUGUAUUUUGGACUGCGUUUUAUAGCAGCCAAUGAUAAGCUGUGGUUCUGGCUGGAGGUAAACUCAGUGGUGGAUUUCUUCACGGUUCCGCCGGUGUUUGUGUCUGUUUACCUGAACCGGAGCUGGCUGGGAUUGAGGUUCUUAAGAGCCUUGAGGCUGAUCCAGUUUUCAGAAAUAUUGCAGUUUUUAAAUAUCUUAAAAACAAGUAACUCCAUCAAGUUGGUGAAUUUGUGCUCUAUCUUUAUAAGCACAUGGCUGACGGCGGCCGGGUUCAUUCAUCUGGUGGAGAACUCUGGAGAUCCUUGGGAGAACUUCCAGAAUUCACAGCCUCUGUCUUACUGGGAGUGUGUGUAUUUACUGAUGGUGACCAUGUCCACAGUGGGCUAUGGAGAUGUGUGUGCGAAAACUACCCUCGGCCGCCUGUUCAUGGUCUUCUUCAUUCUGGGAGGACUGGCCAUGUUUGCCAGCUACGUUCCUGAAAUCAUAGAGUUAAUAGGAAACCGCAAGAAAUAUGGUGGUUCCUAUAGUGCAGUAAAUGGGAGAAAGCAUAUCGUGGUGUGUGGACACAUCACACUUGAGAGCGUCUCCAACUUCCUCAAAGACUUCCUACACAAGGACAGGGAUGAUGUCAAUGUAGAAAUAGUUUUUCUCCAUAAUAUUUCCCCUAAUCUUGAGCUGGAAGCCUUAUUUAAGAGACAUUUCACCCAGGUGGAGUUUUACCAGGGCUCUGUGCUCAAUCCUCACGAUCUCGCUCGAGUAAAGAUUGAAUCGGCCGAUGCCUGUCUGAUCUUGGCCAAUAAAUACUGUGCAGACCCUGAUGCAGAAGACGCAUCCAAUAUCAUGAGGGUGAUAUCCAUUAAAAACUACCAUCCAAAGAUACGCAUCAUUACACAGAUGCUGCAGUACCACAAUAAGGCUCAUCUGCUGAACAUCCCGAGCUGGAACUGGAAGGAAGGAGAUGACGCCAUCUGCCUGGCGGAGCUGAAGUUGGGCUUCAUCGCCCAGAGCUGCUUGGCACAGGGGCUCUCCACCAUGCUGGCCAACCUGUUCUCAAUGAGGUCCUAUAUCAAGAUUGAGGAGGACACAUGGCAGAAGUAUUAUCUAGAAGGAGUAGCCAAUGAGAUGUACACCGAGUAUCUGUCCAGUGCCUUCGUGGGUUUAUCUUUCCCCACCGUCUGUGAACUCUGCUAUGUGAAGCUGAAGCUGCUGCUGAUCGCCAUCGAGUAUAAAUCAGACCAGAGAGAGAGCAGCACUCUGAUUAACCCUGGCAAUCAUGUGAAGAUGCAGGAGGGAACGCUGGGCUUUUUCAUCGCCAGCGACGCCAAAGAGGUCAAGAGGGCUCUUUUCUACUGUAAAGCCUGUCAUGAUGACAUUACAGAUCCUAAACGCAUCAAGAAGUGCGGAUGCAAACGGACUAAAAGUAACUAUAAUGGAUACAUCAAAUCAAUAGUGGAGGAGGAGCAGCACUCUUCUCUCUCCCCCAAGAAGAAGCAGCGUAACGGAGGAAUGAGGACGUCACCCACCUGCUCCCCCAAAAACCUCAUCAGACACGAUCCGCUGCUGGAGAUGGAGACCAUGGAUGAGAACAUCAAGAAAUAUGAUUCCACAGGGAUGUUUCACUGGUGUCCAUCCAAGGACAUCGAGAGGGUCCUCCUGACGCGCAGUGAGGCGGCGAUGACGGUGUUGAGUGGUCAUGUGGUGGUCUGUAUUUUCGGGGAUGUGAAGUCUGCUCUGAUUGGGCUGAGGAACCUGGUGAUGCCGCUGAGAGCCAGCAACUUCCACUACCAUGAGCUGAAGCCCAUCGUGUUCGUGGGCUCACUGGAGUACCUGAAGAGGGAGUGGGAAACACUGCACAACUUCCCCAAAGUCUCCAUCCUGCCCGGAACUCCUCUGAGUCGGGCUGAUCUGAGAGCAGUGAACAUUAACCUGUGUGAUAUGUGUGUAAUCCUCUCCGCCAACCAGAACAACAUCGACGACGCGUCUCUGCAGGAUAAAGAGUGUAUUCUGGCAUCGCUCAACAUCAAGUCCAUGCAGUUUGAUGACAGCAUCGGCCUCCUGCAGGCCAACUCUCAAGGCUUCACUCCUCCAGGAAUGGAUCGCUCGUCUCCAGAAAACAGUCCUGUACACGGGUUGGUGCGGCAAGCGUCUAUAACCACAGGAGCAAACAUUCCCAUCAUCACUGAACUCGCUAAAACAGACAAGCUGCUGCCCCUGGUUUCUCUGAGCCAGGACAAGAGCAGCGGGACCAACAUCCCAAUGAUAACUGAGCUGGUGAACGACUCGAAUGUGCAGUUUCUGGAUCAGGAUGAUGAUGAUGAUCCUGACACUGAGUUGUACCUCACUCAACCCUUCGCCUGCGGGACCGCCUUCGCCGUCAGCGUGCUGGACUCAUUGAUGAGUGCUACGUACUUCAAUGAUAAUAUCCUGACGCUGAUCCGCACGCUGGUGACGGGGGGAGCGACGCCGGAGCUGGAGGGUCUGCUGGCGGAGGAGAACGCUCUGCGUGGAGGAUACAGCACACCGCAGACCCUCGCCAACCGAGACCGCUGCCGAGUCGCCCAGCUGGCGCUCUACGACGGACCCUUUGCCGACCUCGGGGACGGUGGCUGUUACGGUGAUUUAUUCUGUAAAGCGUUGAAGACAUAUAACAUGCUGUGUUUCGGCAUCUACCGGUUAAGAGACGCUCAUCUGACCGCAGCGAGUCUCUGCACCAAGCGCUACGUGAUCACGAACCCGCCGUAUGAGUUUGAUCUGGUUCCCACAGAUCUGAUCUUCUGUCUGAUGCAGUUUGAUCAUAACGCGGGUCAGAGUCGCAGUAAUCUGAACACUCAGAGCAGCUUCUGUCCUGUGCGCAGAGCGUCCCGCAGCCGCUGCGCCCCCCGCGACAAGCAGAAUGCCCCGAGGACGAAUCGAGCGGUCGCAGAGAAGAACUGGUACACAGAAGAAGAAAACCGACCAAUCAAACACUCCAGCAGCCUCACAGCCAAUCAGAUCAAUCAGUACAAAUCUAGCGGCAACAUCAUCCAGCCAAUCAGAGAAGUGGAGGAGCCAUGAGGGGCGGGACUCAUCUGAUGACUGACAUUCAGAAUGUUAUUACACACACACACACACACACAC
Molecule: messenger RNA, 3352 nt
Organism: Danio aesculapii
Lineage: Eukaryota; Metazoa; Chordata; Actinopteri; Cypriniformes; Danionidae
Product: calcium-activated potassium channel subunit alpha-1-like
Exons: 29
Coding region: 212-3289 (1025 amino acids)
Biological process (GO): transmembrane transport; potassium ion transport
Cellular component (GO): postsynaptic membrane
Molecular function (GO): large conductance calcium-activated potassium channel activity
Source: RefSeq, a predicted model, not a curated record